Paramecium octaurelia is the source of this 1481-nucleotide messenger RNA. Lineage: Eukaryota; Ciliophora; Oligohymenophorea; Peniculida; Parameciidae. The record is from the annotation of a GenBank genome assembly.
AUGUUUAAUAAACCUUAAGAAUAUGCCGCACAAAAAAAAGAAGCCUUUCGAUCCGAAAUCCGUAGAAUAGACAGAGAACGAAUAUUUAAUUAAAAAAGGAUUUUAAUUCAUUAACAGAAUGAUAUGAAAGAAAAAGACGAUUUAGAAUUAACCAACUUAAUACCAUAAAUUAUAUUAUGCCAAUAGAAUCACAACAUUUAGGAAUUAAAACAACUUCAUCGAUUUGCAUUCAAUUCCAUCUCAACCAACAAUCUUAACUAAAUUACUUAGAAUCAAGAAUUCCUAAUUAAAAAUAACUACUUAUAACACAGCCUCCCAAGUUUGUUGAUUAAAGAAGUUCAAUGUGAAGUCAUUAGAACCCUGGCAAAUUCUUGUAAUCAUCCUCUUUUUUUAUAAUAAUAACCUUAAAAUUUACUCCAAUCUUUAGAAGUUUCAUAUUAACUACUCCUAUCCUUAACAGAUACUUAAGAUAUAAGCGAUGUAUUGAUUAUAACUAUUUUGUAGAUUCUUAUAUAUUUAGGUAAUAUCUCAAACAAAUGGCCGGAGAUCUGCUAAUAUUUAAUCAAGUGUUUUGAUCGUUUGUUCGAAUUAAGUUCUUCAACUGACAGUAAUCUGUAUAGAAACAUAUGUUUCUGUAUGCAUAAUAUAUGUUAUGUUAUGGAUAAUCAAAAUUUAAGCGUCAAAGAUGUAAUUGAUAGUAUUACCUUUAAUUAGAGAAUCACCUGCUUAAAAGUGAUAGACAAAGGAGUUAACAGGAAUGAUUGCGAUUUCUUACAAAAUGAAAUACUACAUCCUUUAACUUUAUUAUAUUUCCAAAAUGAAGAGAUUGACAAGUACUUAAUGAGUUCGAAAAUUGUGUAAUAUGUAAUUUCAACUUUAAAGGGGGAAUUUGUAGAAACAACUUUACAAGUUUUGAAAUAGUUUUCAUUAACUGAAACCAUAAGUUUUUCGAAUGUAAAUUUCAUAUGAUAUAAUAAAAGUUCCUUAUUGAAUAGGAUAUUUUGGGUAUUGCCUACGAGUAUAGCAACAAUCGAAAGAAGUAAAUUAGAAAAUUUUCAUUCUUAAUUGUGAUCAAUCUAGCUUACAAUGAUAGUAAAAUCUCAAAUAAAAUUGUUAAAAGUAAAAUCAUCAAUAGAGUUAUUAAUGGUUUAAAUACAUCGGGAAUACAAGAAAAGCAAAAUUGCAUUCAAGUCAUCCAAAACCUACAAAAGACAGGAGACAAUACAGUAUUUUAAACUCUCAUAGAAUUGGGGACAGUGGAGAUCAUAGGAAAUUUGAUUGAUGAAGUGGAUACAGUAGUUUUAAAAAUCUUUGUAGAUACUCUUUGUAGAUUUCUAAACUAUGCAAAAGAAGUUCAAUCCAAUAAAGUGAUUGAGGAUAUCAAGAAGAUUAAACCUAAAUUAGAAUUAAUAUAUAACGAAAACAAAGAUCCGAAAUUUUAAGAUCUAUUUCAAUUGUUUUUAUAGCUCUUAUAAUAAUGA